Messenger RNA from Caenorhabditis angaria, 11209 nucleotides. The record is from the annotation of a GenBank genome assembly. NCBI's taxonomy places the organism in Eukaryota, Metazoa, Nematoda, Chromadorea, Rhabditida, Rhabditidae.
AUGUCUUCAAAUUUGCUUUGGGAUUCUCCAAGAUCGCAUAGAUCAGCAAAAGGUAACAACUUCAAACUAGCUCCACCGUAUGCUGCAUUUUUGGAGUAUGCUGAAGAAUUGGCUGAAAAUCUGGAACAGCCAGCAGUUUGUAGAGCAUAUGCGAGUUAUUUUGAUAGACAGGACAAUUAUCAGAAAUGGCCGCCAGAAAGGGAGGAGAAAUUGGAAUUGAGGUGAGCGAGGGGGGUUCUGGGGAGAGAGUGCAAAGAUGCUAGAGGGCUAGAGAUGCAGAGGAAUCUACACUCGCUCCGCUCGAGCCGCUAGCGCGGGAGAUUCCGGGGCGCUUCGCGCAAGCUAGCUAGAGAUAACAGAACUUGAGAGACACAGAGAAACUAGAGAGCUAGAGAGCAUAGGUUUUAUAGAGAGUGCAGAGAAACUAGAGGGCCAGAGAACACUGUAGAGUCAAAGGCGUAAAGGAAUCAGAGAGCUAGAGGGCUAGAGACGCAGAGAGAUUGGAGUACUGUUAGAGAGUGCACAGACGGCUACAGAACACAGUAAAAUCAGAGACGUAGAGGAACCAGAGAGCCAGAGACCAUAAGAUUUUCGGAGAGUGCGCAGACGGCUAGAGAGCAUAGUUUCGUUAGAGAGUCCAGAGAAGCUAGAGAGCUAGAGAACACAGUAGAAUCAGAGACGUGGAGUAACCAGAGAGCUAAAGAGCGUAGUCUUCUCCGAGAGUGCAGAGAAGCUAGAGCGAGCUAGAGACGCAGAGGGAUCUACACUCGCUCCGCUCGAACCGCUAGCUCGGAAGAUUCCGGGGCGCUUUGCGCAAGAUAGCUAGAGAGCAUAGGAAAUGAAGAUAGUGCAGAGAAACUAGAGAGCUAGAGACGUAGAGGGAUCUACAUUUGCUGGAAAGGGUGCAGAGUACUAGAGAGCUAGAGAAUGUUCUUUUUUUUUAUAGAGAGUGCAGGUUUUAUAGAGAGUGCAGAGAUGCUAGAGGGCUAGAGAACAUUGUAGAAUCAGAGACGUAAAGGAACCAGAGAUCUAAAGAGCGUAGGCUUCUUAGAGAGUGCAGAAAGGCUAGAUGGUUAGAGAUGCAGAGGGAUCUACACUCGUUCCGCUCGAGCCGCUAACGCGGAAAAUUCCGGGGCGCUUCGCGCAAGCUAGAUAGAGUUUUACUGAAGUCUAGAACUAUUUUCAGAUCAUCCAAGAGACAUCUACACGUUUAUUCUCAUCUACAAAAUCGGGAAAUCGGUCAAAACAUCCAUGGCCGUCGAAGUUUAUCAAGCACAAUUCUGAAUUCCGAAUGUCGAGAAUAUCGAUAUGAUCAGACACUUGGAACAGAUGGUUUCGGAGAAAGUGUGGUAUGGAAAAAUCGAAAAAUAUAUUUCAACCAAACCGGAACACUGGUGCCUUAUGAUUCAAUGAGCAAACCGUGUCAGUUUCAGCAUUUUGCUCCAGGUCAAAGUAAAGCAGUUUUGUUCGUCGAACCGAAUCACAGAGAAUUUGAGGCGAUUCCGGACUGUGAAAAAUAUGUGGUUUCAUUAAAAGAUGAUUGCAUCGAAGCGCAUAGUUUAGAUAAACUUGGAAAAUUAAGAAAAAGAUAUCGAUUUCCGAAAAUUGAUGGAUUGAAGAUUAGUGAAAUUGGUUGGAGGAUCAAAAAUGAAUCGAUUUAUGUGAAAGGGCAAUGUGUCAAUCGAAAAAACUGGGUAAGAAAUAUUUUUUUAAGCGGUGGAAUUUGAAGCUUUAUUUUUCAGCAACCACAAUAUCACGUCUUCUUCAUCUUCGACGCAUUUCCAUUCAAAUUUCGAACAAGUUUUAGAAUCGAUAGCAAUGUAAGUGAUUCAGUAAUAGAAAAACGUUUUUUAACGUUUAAAAAAUUCAUUUUUUAACCAUUUUCUUAACACAUUCUCAGGUGAAGCUUAAAGUUUCAAGAUUUUCUAAUCAGCCUAAAAGACAAAUCAAGUCUUUUAAGCUUAUUGAAAUGGAAUUCCUGUGCGUUUUAGCUUCACUUUAUUCAGUUUGUUAAGAAAAUGGUAAUUUUUUGGUUUUUUUAACGUUAAAAAAUUUUUUUUAAAAUAUUUCGUGUUAAAAAAACCAAAAAACCUAUAAUUUCAGGCGACACCAGAAAAAUACGGACAUUUUUAUUCAAUUGUCAUUGUGAACGAUGUUAUCGAAGUCAAACGCUACAGGAAGACCCUGUUUUAUUCGUUCGCAGAUUUGGUGAAGAAAUACGAAGACAACUUGAAAGCAUCAUAUUUUCAUCGAGACAUUCCGAUACUGUUUAGAGUGUCGGAAUUGGGAGAGCCGUUGGGAUAUUCAUACGCUUCUGUUAAGCAUGAAUGUGAUUUGGUGGGUUUGAGGGGAAAAAACCGCGCGGGCUUUUGUCCUCUAAUCUUACGCCCCCUUAACGUUCCGAAGGCUAUUUUAACGUUCCCAGGACUAUUUUAACGUUCCCACGGCUAUUUUAACGUUCCUGGGGCUAUUUUAACGCUUCUGGGUCUAUUUUAACGUUCCUAGGGUCAUUUUGACGUUAUCAGGGUUAUUUUUACGUUCUCAGGGCUAUUUUUAAGCCUCCUUAGGCUCAUUUAACGUUCCCAGGGCAAUUUUAACGUUCCCAGGGCUAUUUUCAAGACUCCCGGUGCUAUUUUAAAGUUAUCAGUGUUAUUUUAACGCUCCUGGGGCUAUUUUAACGUUCUCUGGGUUAUUUUAACGUUCCCAAAGCUAUUUUAACGUUCCUAGGGCUAUUUUCAAGACUCCCGGUGCUAUUUUAAAGUUAUCAGUGUUAUUUUAACACUCCUGGGGCUAUUUUAACGCUCCCAGGGCUAUUUUCAAGACUCCCAGGGCUAUCUCAACAUUCCUAGGGUCAUUUUAACGUUCCCAGAGCUAUUUUAACGUUCCCAGGGCUAUUUUAACAUCAAAAAUGUAUUACAGGAUGAAAAUAACCUGGAAUGCACAUGCAAUGAUUAUGAAUCAAUCCCAUCCGAUCAUACCAUCAAGAUCAACAAUCUCAAAAAUCUCGACAUUUCAUUGGAAAAGGCUCCGGCGAUUUUUCAAUUUGGCGAUAGCGGCACGUUUUUUGGAGACGAACCCAUGUUUCUCGAUCCGUUCACAUCGACGUUCCUAGUCAUUGAGCAGACGGAUUUCGUGAAGUACCAAGUGAAAAACGGGCUGAAAACCGUUGAAAAAGUUUGGAGAACUAAACUAUUUCGAAAUAUGAUGGAUAUUUGUGGUAGAUAUCCGUUAUUGGACAAAUCUAUGGUAAUUUUUUUUAAAUUUUUCUUAAAACUUCUUUAAUUUUCAGAAAAUCUACGAUACCCAAUUCGACGGCGAAAAUCUGAUCAUCAAAUUAUCGCUAGAUUAUUCGCGGCUGAAACCCGAUGGCUCUUCGGAUUGCUCAGAUUAUAGGGUCAAAAUAUAUUUGUUGUAUAUUAUGGACUAUACAACCGGUGAGAUUCUGAGAAUUGUUCCGAUUCAUAGAAGACCCAAGCAGGAUAUUGAUGAUAAUGAUGAGGAUGCUAAAAAACACAAUUUAUACACGGCCUCUUAUCGAAAUGAUCAAUUUUUGUUUGAAGAGGAUUUAUUGAUCUUUCAAAAGUAUCGGGCAUUUUAUAAUACUCGGAUGGAUUCUAGGUGAGAGUAAGAGUUUAAAAAAAAAUUCAAAAAAAAAUUUCAGGUUGCUGGAAGUUUGGGAACUCAUUGAACCUCAACAAUAUAUACAGGAUGGCAAAAGAGAAAAAAAACCAUUAUUUUGGAAUCGAAACAUGGUUAAGUGUACAAUGUCGAGGAAUUGUGUAGAAUUUGACGAUAAUACUGAUGUAUUUGACCGUGGUCUUGACACAGAAAUUGAUGUAAUUUUUCGUAGGAUGGAUAAUUUAGUACUUGGAUUAGAGCGUUACACUGCAAAUUUAUUAGGUGAAUUUAUUGUCUGAUAAAUUUUGGGUUUUUGUUGCACAUCUUUGGUGGGAAGAUUCGAAUUUCUCAUGAUUUUUCGGUUCCAAAAAGGCAUUUUUUCCUACUACUUGAGUGUAUAUAACUCGUUGUAUGAUAAAAAAUCAAUCAAUAAAUCAAAAGUCCCUAAUUUCUUGAAAAUUGUGCUUCUAUGUAAUUAACAUGCCCAGCCUGUCUGGCUAAUUUAAUUCACUCCCGAGAAUUUUCAAAGAGACAGGUUUGGUCUGAUUCGGGGUGAAGAUAAUACAUUGUGGAAAUUUUUUUAAAGUGCAUUAGAAAAUCAUGCCGCAAAAUUGCGAAAAAAAGUGGGUGGAGCCUAAGGCCUUUCAUAAGAUUUUUAGAGCAGUAAAUUGGUUUUGAACGUGUCUAAGGCUUCUUAACGAAUGACCUUAAAAGGUUUUUAACGUUCUCAGAGAGUUUUUUAACGUUCCCCAGGGCUUCUGAAUAACCUUAAAGGUUUUUAAAGUUCUCAGAGAGUUUCUUAACGUUUACAAGGCUAUUCAAACGCUUCUAGGGCUAUUUUAACGUCUCCAUGGAGAUUUUUAACGUUCCUAAGGCUAUUCUAAUGUCCCCAGGGAGGUUUUAACGUUCCCAGGACUAUUUUAACGUCUCUAGGAAGAUUUGUUUUCCCAGGGCUUCUGAAUGUUCCCAGGGCUUCUGAAUGACCUUAAAAAGGUUUUAACGUUCCCAGAGCUUCUAAAUGACCUUAAAAGGGUUUUAACGUCUCCAGAAAGUUUUUUAACGUUCCUAAGACUUCUAAAAAAUCACAAAAAGUCCAAGAAUUCAAAAUUAAUGUGUGUAGCGUGGUGGAUAAUUGAAUUAAAUUAAUUUUCAAAAGUGAAAUGUCCCAGUUUCUUAAGAUCUUUUGAUUUUUUAAGUCAACUCCUAAAUAAGUAAUUUUUGAAAAUUAAAAAAAUUUCCCAUCAAAAGUUAGGCCAAGUUCCCUUAAAUCAAUGAAAAAAACUUGCUAAUUUAUUUUUUCGCGAAACGAACGUUCUUUUGUUCACAAUUGUUUGAGAUCUUCCCCCAAAAAGAUCUAUAUCUCCAAAAAAUUCCACCUAUAAAUUGCAAUUUCCAAAACUGGCCAGGUUUUUUUCCUUGCCAUGAAAAAAUAUCCGCAUCUUAUGAAGCUUCUAGGCCUCUUAGCCCUGAUUUUCUUCCUGGUAAUAUUUCUGAGCUUCAUCUCUGCGCAAACUUCUGAAAACUUUGUGUACCCAAUUAAUUCUACACUGUAUUUCGCGGAGCUGGAUCGCAACAACUUGGAAGAUCUCAAAAUCCACGUCAUAAAUCACUCCAUUGACACGUGUAAAAUCACGGGGAAAAACAACGUGACUACUGUAGACUUGCCGGAUGAGAGAGUGUAUGAGAAAUGGAGAGCGCAGAGAAUUAACUACGGUAUAGUUACGAUUUCUGAGGGGGAGAUGAGAUUGGUGUCGGCUUUUGUGUAUGAGGAUCAUGUGGCGGUGGUGAUUAGUAUGUUUGGAAGAGAGAAUAUGACGUGAGUUGGGGAUUUUCAGCGUUUUCAGCGGAAAAUUUGAGCCUAGAAAGGUCUUCGAAAGGUACUGUACAAAAUUGUGUAAAAAAAUAUUUUUCUAGACUCAAAUUUUGUGCUGGAGAUGCUGGAAGAAUUGAAUUUCAGCGAUUUUCAGUAUUUCCAGCAUUUUCAGCACAAAAUUUGAGCCUAGAAACAGUUUUGAAUGAAAAAGAUGACCCCCCUGGCCAAAUGGGCGGAGGGGGUUCACUUUUCCAAAAAAUACAUUUCUAGACCAGAAUUUUGCGCUGAAAACGCUGGAAUUAGUGAUUUUCAGCGAUUUUCAGUAUUUCCAGCAUUUUCAACACGAAAUUUGAGCCUAAAAACAGUUUAGAAUGAAAAAGGUGACCCCUACCGAAUGGGGGAAAGUGGUUUACUUUUUCAAAAAAAAAAUAAACAUUUAUAAACCAGAAUUUAGUGCUGAAAACGCUGGAAUUAUUGAUUUUCAGCGAUUUUCAGUAUUUCCAGCAUUUUCAGCACGACAUUUUAGCCUAGAAACAUUUUGAAUGAAAAAGAUGACCCCCUUGACCAAAUAGGAGGAGGGGGUUCACAUUUCCAAAAAAUAUUUUUCUAGACUGAAAUUUUGUGCUGAAAAUGCUGGAAUUAUUGAUUUUUAGCAAUUUUCAGUAUUUCCAGCAUUUUCAGCACAAAAUUUAAGCUUAGAAACAUUUUUGAAUGAAAAAGGUGACCCCCCCCCCUGGCCAAAUGGGGGAGGGGGUUCACUUUUCCAAAAAAAAAAAUACAUUUCUAGACCAGAAUUUUGUGCUGGAAACGCUGGAACUAUUGUUUUUUUUCUAAUUUUCAGUAUUUUCAGCAUUUUCAGCACAAAAUUUGAGCCUAGAAACAGUUUUGAAUGAAAAAGGUGACCCCCCCCCCCUGACCAAAUGGGGGGAGGGGGUUCACUUUUUCAAAAAAAUACACUUCUAGACUAGAAUUUUAAGCUGAAAACGCUGGAAAUAUUGAUUUUCAGCGAUUUUCAGUAUUUCCAGCAUUUUCAGCACAAAAUUUUAGCCUAGAAACAUUUUUGAAUAAAAAAGGCGACACCCCUGACCGAGGGGGUUAACUUUUCCAAAAAAAUGCAUUAGAUCAAAAUUUCGUGCUGGAAACGCUGGAAAUUUUGGUUUUCAGCGAUUUUCAGCGUUUUCAGCAUUUUCAGCACAAAAUUCUGAUCUAGAAACAUUUUUGAAUGAAAAAGGUGACCCCCUUGACCUAAAAGGGGGGGGGGGUUCACUUUUCCAAAAAAAUACAUUUCUAGACCAAAUUUUUGUGCUGGAAACGCUGAAAAUCUAGAUUUUCAGCGAUUUCAGCACAAAAUUCAAGCCCAGAAACAUUAUUUAAAAUUUCCAGCCGCCCUGUCAAAUGCCACUACUUCGACUGCAAUCGCAAACACAUCGGCACCUACGAUUCCCGUAUUUUCCCAGUUUCUUCAGUGCGUUGCGGUCGCAAAUUUGGCGCUGAAUUUAUCUCAAUUACCGUAGCUCAUGAGGAGAGUUCGAUUCGAGACCCGAUUCCUUUAAUCGAUCGAACUUCCUUGGAACCUCCACAUUUGCUAGGAGUCUGUGCUGGACAAGUUUAUGGGAAGGAGACGAGAUUUGUAGAUAUUGUAGAGACUGUGGAGCAUCAUCGGAUGAUUGUAAGUGGGCUUAGGCCUGGGCCUAGACCAAGGCCUAGAUUAGUCCUAGGCCUAAAACAUGUAUUUCAGGGUGCUUCAAUGUUCUACCUCACUGUAUUUGAAUCAGAUGACGCUACAAAUCGUGUAAUUUUGGAUUAUGAGAAGCUUGGGCUCAUGGAACCCACGUGGGUCAGCUUGGAGUUCCAGCAAGUCACCUAUCAGUUUCACUACAUUCAAGUUGCGGUGAGUUUCCGGAAGCUUGCGCGAAGCGCCCCGGAAUCUUCCGCGCAAGCGGCUCGAGCGGAGCGAGUGUAGAUCCCUCUGCGUCUCUAGUUCUUUAGCUGCUUUGCACUCUCUUCAUUUCCUAUGCUCUUUAGCUGCCUAGCUUCUCUGCGUAUCUGAUUCUACAGUAUUUUCUAGCCGUCUAGCUUCUCUAACAUUAGUGGACUCCCUCUGCGUCUCUAACCGGCUAGCUGUCUUGCGCAGAGCGCCCCGGAAUCUUCCGCGCAAGCGGCUCGAGCGGAGCGAGUGUAUUUUCCUCUGCGUCUCUAGCCGUCUAGCUUCUCUGCAAUCUCUAUAAAACCUAUGUUCUCUGGAUGUCUUGCUCGAAGCCCCUCGAGCGGAGCGAGUGUAGAUCCCUCUGCGUCUCUAGCCCUCUCACUCCACUGCACUCUCUAUAACACCCUGAAUGAAAUUCCAGGAUUGCUACUAUCGCAGUCGAAUGCAUUCAAAAUGGGUCAUAAAUCUGGACAUCGACGAGCGAUUCCUUAUGAAAAGCCCCACAAAUCUCCCCAGAUUCCUCGAAACCCUCCAGAAAUCCCCCGAAGUCACCAGCCUAUCCUUCCAAGUCUCCCGAAUUCAAGUCGAGGAUUCCGGAAUCUUCACAGCGGCUGAGAAAGAUUCCCGAUUUUUUGAGAAAUAUCGAGUGAUGUCAAGGGCGAUUUGGGAGAACUUCAAGACCAUCAAUCAACCACAGUACUCUCAUAUCCCAUUUUAUCAUUGGGCAUGGCGGAUUAGCCCGGGGAAAGUGGCGAUGCAGUUUAAUAGCACUAUAGGGUACUUUAGGUAAGUCUAGGGCCUUAUUUAGGCUCAAAUUUCGACGGAAAACCCCUAAAUUCCUUGCAGACACUACCGUCUAACCUCUUCCAAACAUAUCGGUUCAAAUUGGUUGACCAUGUACGCUCCAUUCGCAAAAAAUUCGUUGGACCCGGGAUUCGCGAAAAAUUUAAAAUCCCGAAUUUCCCGCAAGUUAUCCUAUCUCUUCGAUAAAACCUAUAUCAAAUGCAAUGCAAUUAUGGAAUCUGCUUAUAAAAAAUCUGAUUUUAUCGGGCAAGGUUAUAAAUGUAUUUGAUCCAGUUAGUCAAAAAUUGGCUCAAGCUUUAAAAAUUGUAAAAUUCCGGUUAGUAAAAAAUCAAUAAAUUCUUUUCUUUUCUUUUAAAUACACUGUUCCACGUUGAUUUUUUCGGCUAAUUAGUGCUGAUGUUACAAAUUAAUUAGAUUUGUAUCUUUUUUUGUAUAUAUAAAAUGCUGUGCACUAUUUUCCCCUAGAAAAAAAUGAAAGCUUUCUUUAAAGUGUAUUUAAUAUUCUUGCUAAUUAUUAUAAUAUUCCUAAUUAAUUAUCUAAUUAAGGAUUCUUCCAGCAGAGGUACAUAAAUUAGGGCUAAUUCCUCCCUUUCAGAUUUCUUUCAGUCGUCUACACCACAAUACAUCAAGAAUACUUCAAAGAACUCAUGAAUCGCAACAAUUUGGAAGAUCUGACAAGAAUCCACGUCAUAGGUCACACCAUCGACACGUGUAAAAUCAACGGAAAAAAUAAUUUGACUACCAGAAAUCUAUCGGAUGAGAGAUUGUAUGAAAAAUGGAGAGCGCAGAAUGUGAUAGACCGUAUUUUGACGUUGAAUGAGGGUGAGAUGAGAUUGGUGUCUGCUUUUGUGUAUGGGGAUCAUGUGGCGGUGGUGAUAAGUAUGUUUGGUGUGAGGAAUAUUAGGUGAGUUGGGCAUUACCGUAGUCCUGGGCUUAGUUAGGCUCAAAAAAUAGCACUUUGUGAUUAGGAGCUUGUUUUGGGCCGAAAAUCGUGGAAAAUAAACCUAAUUUAACUGCCAAAUCAUUUGAAAAUCCAAUUUUCAAUCAUUUAACGUUAAAAAAUUCUCUUGAACAGGUUAAUUCAGCUCCAGAACACUUAAAAACCUCUCUUAACAUCUGAAAAUUAAAUUUUAAUUUAUUUAACGUCAAAAAAUCCACUUACACAAUUAUGUUAAGCUCCAGAACACCUAAAAACCUCUCUUAACCUUUGAAAAUCUAGUUUUCAAUCAUUUAACGUUUAAAAAUCCACUUAAGUAGGUUAAUUCAGCUCCAGAACACUUAAAAACUUCUCUAAAUCUUGUCUUUACCUUAUUAGCUUCCUAAAUUCCACGUACACAGUUAUGAUAAGCUCCAGAAUACCCUUUGAUUUUGCAAAAAAAUAAAAUUCGCUGUCUGUUGGGCGUACUGUACAUCUAGUUGUGUGCAGUGCAUUUUAUUUGACGCGCAUUUAUUUUUAUUUUUUCGUUUUCCCUGCAAAAUUUAUCGGGUUUUCGAGGUUUUCACGGUGUGUUUUAGAAAUCACAGGGUAAAAACACUUGCCCAAUGAAUCUAUGUUUUCCAGCCGCCCUGUCAAAUGUCACUACUUCGAUUGCAAUCGCAAACACAUCGGCACCUUCGAUUCCCGAAUUUUCCCAAUUUCUUCAAUCCGAUGUGUACGAAAAUUUGGCGCUGAAUUUAUCUCAAUUACCGUAGCCCAUGAGGAGAGUUCCAUUCGAGACCCGAUUCCUUUAAUCGAUCGAACUUCCUUGGAACCUCCACAUUUGCUAGGAGUCUGUGCUGGUCAAGUUUAUGGGAAGGAAACGAGAUUUGUGGAUAUUAUAGAGACUGUGGAGCAUCAUAGGAUGAUUGUGAGUGGGCUGGGCCUGAGCCUAGGCCUAAUCUAGACCUGUCUAUGGCUUAAUCAAAGAUUACCUUUUCUCAAAAAAGCGAGAGAACAUCAAAAUUCUCUACACUUUUUCAUAUCUUCAGAACAAAUCUGAUCGAAAAUCAGAUUGUGGACACAAACUUGAUCAAGUUCAAGUUUUCCCGCAAGAAAUUCUGGUUUUCUACAGGGUGCCUCAAUGUUCUACCUCACAGUUUUCGAGUCAGAUGACGCUACAAACCGGGUGAUUCUGGAUUAUGAGAGGCUUGGGCUUAUGGAGCCCACCUGGGUCAGCUUGGAGUUCCAGCAAGUCACCUAUCAGUUUCACUACAUUCAAGUUGCGGUGAGUUUCCGGAAUCUUCCGCGUAAGCGGUUCGAGCGGAGCGAGUGUAGAUCCCUCUGCGUCUCUAAUCGUCUAGUUUCUCUGCGCUCUCUAUAAAACCUAUGCUCUCUAGCUCUCUGUGCACUGAACUCUCUCCAACGAGUGUAGAUCCCUCUGCGUCUCUAGCCCUCUAACUUCUCUGCACUCUAACCUAAAUUUAAUUCCAGGAUUGCUACUAUCGCAGUCGAAUGCAUUCAAAAUGGGUCGUAAAUUUGGACAUCGAUGAGCGAUUCCUUAUGAAAAGCCCAACUGUACUACCCAGAUUCCUGCACAAUCUUUCGCCGAAAAUUGUUGGAUUGUCAUUUCAAGUGGCUCGAAUAAAAGUGGAAGAUUCCGGAAUUCUGCGGAGAAGUGAGAUGUUUUUUGAGAAAUAUCGGAAGAUGUCGAGACCGAUUUGGGAGAAUUUCAAAGGCAUUCAUCAACAUCAAUAUACUCAUAUACCUUUUUAUCAUUUUCCAUGGCGGAAUACGCCUAGGAAAAUGAUAAUGCAUCUUAAUAGCACUAUAGGGUACUUUAGGUGAGUCUAGGGCCUUAUUUAGGCUCAAAUUUUGACGGCAAAACCCCUAAAUUCCUUGCAGACACUACCGUCUAACCUCUUCCAAACAUAUCGGUUCAAAUUGGUUGACCAUGUACGCUCCAUUCGCAAAAAACUCAUUGGACCCGGGAUUCGCGAAAAAUUUAAAAUCCCGAAUUUCCCGCAAGUUAUCCUAUCUCUUCGAUAAAACCUACAUCAAAUGCAAUGCAAUUAUGGAAUCUGCUUAUAAAAAAUCUGAUUUUAUCGGGCAAGGUUAUAAAUGUAUUUGA